CAAUGUAAUUGUACUUGGUACGGUUAACAGUAAUAUACUCCUUUUUAGAAUUUCAGGAACAUGUAUCUUUUAUAUAUGUUUUAUAUGGUUAGACUAUGAAUAAAUACGCGCCGUCACGUCCCGAAGAAGGGUUAAAAGAGAUUAAAAGUAAAAAAAAACAACCUGUCACGCUUAAUCUUCCAGAUGUUUAUAAUAAACGUUAGCCCCAGUUCUUGUACCUCUCAGCUUUCAAACCCCAAGAACCACCACAGAAGCAGAAGAGAGAAGCGGCUACAUUCUCCGGCAAGUUGGACGGAUAGAUCGCCGAUAAUUGACAAAUUCUUCUCCGUUUCCUGUCACUUGUUGAAAUGGCUAGUAGUACUGUAAGGAACGUGCAUGGUAAGAGAUCUAGUUUCCAAUCUGAGUUUACUGGAAACGGAGCAAGCAAGAGAAGAAACCUUCACGAUGAGACAGAUCGCAAUGUCAUUGGUUCUGAAGACACCGUGUACCGUUACUUGUGCCCUGUUAAGAAAACAGGGAGCAUUAUCGGCAAGGGCGGUGAGAUCGCGAAGCAGAUAAGGUCCGAGACAAAGUCAAACAUGAGGAUCAACGAGGCUUUGCCAGGUUGCGAGGAGCGCGUUGUUACCAUAUAUUCCACUAGUGAUGAGUUGAACCAUUUUGGAGACGAUGGGGAGAUCGUUUGUCCUGCUUUGGAUGCUCUUUUCAAGGUCCAUGACAUGAUUGUAGCCGAGGUUGAUGAAGAUGAUGAUGAUGAUCUUGGCGAUAAACAAACGGUUACUGUGAGGAUGCUUGUGCCUUCGGACCAGAUAGGUUGUGUUAUCGGGAACGGAGGGCAAGUGAUUCAGAAUCUGCGUAACGAUACCAAUGCUCAGAUUCGUGCCAUUAAAGAUAAUCUACCUGCGUGUGCUUUGACUUUGAGCCAUGAUGAGCUUCUUCAGAUAAUUGGAGAGCCUUUGAUUGUAAGAGAGGCUCUUUAUCAAGUUGCUUCACUUCUUCAUGAUAAUCCGUCACGAUUUCAACACUCUCUUCUGUCUUCUCAAAGUACAUUAAUGCAUCAGCCAUCAACGAUCUCUCACAGAAAUCACGCUGCACGUAGAGAUUUAGCAGAUGCAACGGAGUUUUGUGUUUGUUUCAUCUGUCCAGCUGAAAACGUCGGAGGUGUGAUAGGAAAAGGAGGUGGUUUCAUCAAUCAGAUCAGGCAAGAAACUGGUGCAACCAUUAGAGUCACUACCUCAGAAAGUGAAGAAGAUGAUAGCAUCAUUUUCAUAUCAUCAAAAGAGUUCUAUGAAGACCAAUCACCAACGGUGAAUGCAGCCAUACGUUUACAAGAGCGAUGCAGUGAGAAAGUUGGUAAAGAUACAAAUGAUUCAACAAUCUCCACUCGUCUACUUGUGUCGAGUUCCAAUAUCGGAUGCCUAAUUGGGAAAGGUGGUGCUGUUAUAUCCGAGAUGAGGAGUGUGACACGAGCUAAUAUCCGUAUUCUUCAAAAGGAAAAUGUACCAAAUAUUGCUCGUGAAGAUGAGGAGAUGGUUCAGAUUACAGGAAAUCCUGAUGCAGCUAUGAAAGCUCUUACGCAAGUAAUCUUACGGUUAAGAGCUAACGCUUUCGAUAUGAAUCAUGGACUUGUCUUGCUACCCACAUCUUUUCCAUACAUCUCUCAAGUAUCCGGAAGUUCAAACAAACCCAAAUACGCAAAGCGGGAUGGUUCCAAAGAUCAAGACUACGGUAGACUGAAUUUGAAUUCCAAGAGAAGAAACCAUGUUUCUUAAAUCAAGAAAACCCAUCUUAGAAAGGUAAUGCUUUGUGGGUUUGGAGAUUAUUCAGAAGACGAAAGAAGACUGAGAGUGUUACACAGUUUCAGGGAACUUAUACGUUGGUGCAAUUUUUUAUUACUUGUAAUAAUAAAAAGUUAAAAAUGGUUGUCUAUUGAAUUAAAAUAAAAAAUGUAAACACGAAGGUGUCUUUUCAUCUUUUUGUUUCCUUUUUA
Molecule: messenger RNA, 1987 nt
Organism: Brassica napus (rape)
Lineage: Eukaryota; Viridiplantae; Streptophyta; Magnoliopsida; Brassicales; Brassicaceae
Product: KH domain-containing protein HEN4
Biological process (GO): regulation of gene expression
Cellular component (GO): nucleus; cytoplasm
Molecular function (GO): mRNA binding
Source: RefSeq, a predicted model, not a curated record